CAUGCAGCCACGUCACUGUCAUGGGAAACCUUUUUAAAUUUCGAAGGCACCUUCCUUGGACUGUACUCCUUACUCUUUCUUCUCUCAAAUGACGGGCCGGAUGUCUAGAUUUUUGAGUUUCAUAUAAUUGUAGUAGACGACUUCCGUCUUCUGAUGUGGGAGGCAAAGACGAAAUUAUAUUUGUGUAAACAAAAUUCAAGAACAUUUUUCGUCAUCAUGUUACGAUUUCAUUAUUUCCCAACAAAUUCUUCGAAAUUUAAGGAAAUUCAAGCGUGACUUGUUCCAAAAGCCCGCAAGACUUCUUGUGUUUUGAUCUCAAUUUCGCGGGAAGUGAGAAGACUUUAAUGUUUUGGUUAGUUAUAUUGUUUGCUUUCAGUGGCGACAAUAUCCACGCGAUCCGUGUGGCUGCAUAGUUUGCAAAUAAGCUUUUUAUUUCCUCUACAAAGAAGAGAGAAGAGUGAUAAACAAGGCAAAGAUGAGCUCUUUCGGUGAUUUCAAUCAGAAAAUAGAUUAUGUAUUAAAGGUUGUUCUAAUAGGGGAUUCGGCAGUAGGCAAGUCGCAGCUACUUUCCAGAUUUGCAAGAAACGAGUUCAAUUUGGAUUCGAAGGCUACCAUUGGAGUGGAGUUUCAGACGAGGACGCUUGUCAUCGAUCACAAGACUGUCAAGGCACAGAUAUGGGAUACUGCUGGACAAGAGAGAUACAGAGCAGUUACAAGUGCUUAUUACCGAGGUGCUGUUGGGGCAAUGUUGGUGUAUGACAUAUCUAAGCGGCAGACAUUUGAUCAUGUGGCUCGUUGGCUUGAGGAGCUUAGAGGCCAUGCUGACAAUAAUAUUGUUAUCAUGCUUGUAGGCAAUAAAUGUGAUCUCAGUAAUUUGCGAGAAGUUCCCACAGAGGAUGCAAAAGAAUUUUCUCAGCGAGAAGGUUUAUUUUUCUUGGAAACUUCAGCACUUGAGUCAAUUAAUGUGGAGACUGCAUUUAUUACUGUUUUGACAGAAAUAUACAGGAUAAUCAGUAAGAAAGCUCUCAUUGCAAAUGAAGAUCAAGCGAGUGGAAAUGCAACAUUAUUAACUGGUACAAAGCUUGUUCUCCCAGAGGCAGAUCAAGAUGUUACCAUCAAGAAGAAAAGUUGUUGUUCUUUAGCAUAACUUUUCUGCAUUUUGAAAUAAUACCUAUUCUAUUAGUCCAAGGCAUUCAUGAUUUGUGUGUAUACUAUGUUGUAUUUUCCAUUAUCUUGUAGCAAAGGCCGCCUGCACUUUAGAGCCAUUCUUGGUCUUGCACAAUCAAUGGCAUGCCAGGUUGGUAUCUGCUGAGGAGACUGUAUUUUCUUCUGUUUAUCAGCCAGUACAAUUUCUAAUUAGCUUCAAUGAGGUUUUAAAAUGCAUGAUGGGAAAAAGGUUUUGCAACAGUUGCUGGGUUUGCCGCUUCUUUUUUGGAAACAUUUUGUAACUUAUCACUGUCAAUAUCUGUGUAACUCUUGUUUUUAAUAUUAAUUCUUGUAUAUUAUUGAGGAA
This is a messenger RNA of Cryptomeria japonica (Japanese cedar), 1513 nucleotides long. RefSeq names its product ras-related protein RABA4d. Bases 476 to 1147 code for a protein of 223 amino acids. The record is from RefSeq and is a predicted model, not a curated record. Gene Ontology annotation, cellular component: endosome. The transcript has 4 exons. Gene Ontology annotation, molecular function: GTP binding; GTPase activity. NCBI's taxonomy places the organism in Eukaryota, Viridiplantae, Streptophyta, Pinopsida, Cupressales, Cupressaceae.